CUUCAACCUCCGCCGCAACAAGAUCCUCUCCAUCCGGCGCUCCAAGAUCUCCAACAAGUUCUCCUCCAUCGGGAAGCUGCGCCACAGGAAGCGGUGCCACAAGUGCAAGCCUCGCAGCCACAGGUCCUCCUCCACGUGCAUGGACCCCGCGUGCGGCCUUGACGGCGACUGGGACGACAAGCUGUCCCCCUACAGCAGCGUCAAGACGCAGUCCACCCAGUGCACAGACGACUGCAAGGGCGCGUGCACGUGCAAGUGCGACGACGUCAAGUGCUGCGACAAGGACUCCAAGGAGGAGGUGAAGGUGGUGAGCUUCAUCGAGAUCGAGUCCGACGGGAAGGCGAUGGGCAACGACAACCACGCCUUCGAGGGCGACGGCGGCCGCUGCGACGGCACCAUCAACCGGUGCAGCUUUCUCAACAAGUACCGCAAGAGGCUCAUGGAGAUCCAGAAGGAGGAGGAGGAGAGAGUCGCCAAGAGCAAGCUCCUGAAGACCUCCCAGGGGCUGACGAAGAGCACCAGCACCACGGGGCUGCCCGAGCACGCCGUCUCCAACACCUCCGCGACGCAGAUGCCAGACACAGACAGGUAG
Messenger RNA from Penaeus monodon (black tiger shrimp), 592 nucleotides. RefSeq lists its product as uncharacterized. Lineage: Eukaryota; Metazoa; Arthropoda; Malacostraca; Decapoda; Penaeidae. The record is from RefSeq and is a predicted model, not a curated record.